Messenger RNA from Lithohypha guttulata, 708 nucleotides. RefSeq lists its product as uncharacterized. NCBI's taxonomy places the organism in Eukaryota, Fungi, Ascomycota, Eurotiomycetes, Chaetothyriales, Trichomeriaceae. The transcript has a single exon. The record is from RefSeq and is a predicted model, not a curated record. Gene Ontology annotation, biological process: regulation of DNA-templated transcription. The coding region runs from base 1 to 708 and encodes 235 amino acids.
AUGGCAUCCAAAUCUAUUUCGAUCGGUGUUCUUCUUCAUCCAGUUCAAGCACUCGAUAUCGUCGGGCCGCUCGACAUUCUCUCCACUGUCAGUCACGAAGCACUUUCGGGCUAUGGACCUCCAGGUUUAGCGGACAGGCUGAACCCUCCUCGUAUUCAGUUUCACUACAUAGGUCCGACAAAGGAACCUGCUCUUUUGACAGCCAACAUCCGUAUGGUGCCCAACUGCACUAUCGCCGACUGUCCCAAGCUUGAUGUGUUGCUCAUUGGCGGGCCCAUGCCAGAUUAUGCCAAAAACCUGCCACAAGAUAUCAACGAGUUUCUUUUGGCUAAAAGCAAAGAGGUAUCGAUUAUCUUGACGACCUGCACAGGUGCUUUAGUCCUUGCAGCAACUGGUGUCUUAGAUGGACUCGAAGCAACUGUGAACCAUAUGGCGAUUGACAUGAAGCUCGCAAGUGAAAUAGCACCUAGAACUAAAUGGGACCGAACUCGUUACUGGGUAGUCGCCGAAAAGGACGGUACCAAGAUCUGGACGGCUGCAGGUGCUGGAGCGGGCAUGGACAUGACUGCACAAUGGGUCAGGGAGAGCUUUGAACACGGUCCGGAACUUAUAGAUUUCGCAACUCAAGGUUUGGAAUGGCAACCUAGAGAUGUGAAGGGCAAGCCAAUGAAGUAUGUCAAUGGUCGAGGAGAGACUAUUGAAGCGUAA